AUGCCCUCAACCGCCAUCCUCUUCGUCCCAGGCGCCUGGCACAACCCCAGCUGCUUCAGCCAGGUCAUCGACCUCCUGCAGUCCACGACAACCUACACCACCGACGCCGUCCGCCUCCCCUCCGUCGGUCCCGAAAACCACCACUACCUCCGCGACUUCACCGAGGACGUCCAGCAGAUCCGCACCCAGAUCCUCCGCCUCGCGGCCGCCGGCCACCGCAUCCUCGUGUUCGCGCACUCCUACGGCGGCGUCGUCGCCAGCGAGGCCAUCCAGCACCUGGACUGGGAGACCCGCCGGAAAGCGAACCUUUCCGGCGGCGUCUCGCAUCUCUUCCUGUGCUGCUCCUUCCUCGUUCCCGAGGGCCGCUCGCUCCGCGACGCACUCGGCGGCCACGAUGCCCCCUGGGUGGAGGUCUCGGCGGAUCAGACGGCGGCGAUGCCUCGCAAUCCGAUCGAGGUGUUUUACCACGAUGUGCCGGAGGCGGUGGCGCGUGCGGCUGUGGCGGAGUUGAAAUUGCAUAGCUAUCGUACGUUCUCCAGCGUUUGUCGCUUUGCGGCCUGGAAGGUCGUGCCCACCACGUACCUUUAUUGUGAAAGGGAUCGGGCGAUUCCGGCGGAGGUGCAGAGAAAAAUGGUGGAGGGGGUCGGGCAGGGGUGCGAUAUUCGGACGGAGACGCUGGAUGCUGGGCAUAGUCCGUUUCUGUCGAGAGCGGGGGAAUUGGUGGCUGCUGUCUGCAGGGCUGCUGAGCUGUAG
This is a messenger RNA of Aspergillus aculeatus ATCC 16872, 753 nucleotides long. RefSeq names its product alpha/beta hydrolase. The record is from RefSeq and is a predicted model, not a curated record. The transcript has a single exon. The coding region runs from base 1 to 753 and encodes 250 amino acids. NCBI's taxonomy places the organism in Eukaryota, Fungi, Ascomycota, Eurotiomycetes, Eurotiales, Aspergillaceae.